ACAUCACUUGCCUUACAUUGUUAACGUUGAUUUCUCCCGUUCAAGCCAGCAGCAUUUUGCCUUCCGUGAGCCAAACCGGUGGAUACGGACUCCAGCAAGACGCAUGAAAUCUCGGCUACAUUCAGCAGCAGGACGCACACCGGCAAACACUUGGAAGCCCUAAUAUGACUCGGUGGAUUGUUUGGCUGUAACCCUGCCCAUACCGGAGGCUGCUGCUCCUGCUGCUGCUGCUGCUCGUAAGGAUGGUGCCGCUGUGAAGAGCCGGUGUGUCGUCUCAGAAAAGGAACGGGGGAGGACAUGCCUGUGGUUGGGGGAAAAGGGAGGAAGUGCCCGGACAACAUGACUGUUUUCAGCCAGGAGAAUGUUGAGGAAUUGUACGAAAUUGGAGAUGAAUUGGGGAGCGGCCAGUUCGCCGUGGUCAGAAGAUGCCGGCAAAGAAGCACGGGCGUGGAGUACGCCGCCAAGUUCAUCAAGAAGCGGCGCAGCAAGUCCAGUCGACGUGGGGUGACCAGGGAGGACAUCGAGCGCGAGGUGAACAUCCUGAAGGAGAUUCAGCACCCAAACAUCAUCACCCUGCAGGAGGUCUUUGAGAACAAGGCAGAGGUCAUCCUCAUCCUGGAGCUAGUGGCCGGUGGUGAACUCUUUGACUUCCUGGCUGAGAAGGAGUCUCUGAGCGAGGAAGAAGCCACUCAGUUCCUCAAGCAGAUCCUGGAUGGAGUCUUCUACCUGCACUCCAAACAGAUCGCACACUUUGACCUGAAGCCGGAGAACAUCAUGCUGCUGAGCCGCUCGGUGCCUCACCCGCGCAUCAAGCUCAUUGACUUCGGCCUGGCACACAAGAUGGACUUUGGCAAUGAUUUUAAAAACAUUUUUGGAACUCCAGAGUUUGUGGCUCCUGAAGUAGUCAACUAUGAACCUUUGGGCCUGGAGGCAGACAUGUGGAGCGUCGGCGUGAUCACCUACAUUCUUCUGAGUGGAGCCUCUCCUUUCCUCGGAGACAACAAGCAGGAGACUCUGGCCAACGUGUCGGCCGUGGAUUACACGUUCGAAGAGGAGUUCUUCAGCGGCACCAGCGUCCUGGCCAAAGACUUCAUCGCGAGGCUUCUCGUCAAAGACCCAAAAAAGAGAAUGACAAUUCAGGACAGCCUGCAGCAUCCCUGGAUCAAGCCAAAAGACACUCAACAGGCACUGAGCAGGAAGGAGUCUGCUGUCAACAUGGAGAAGUUCAAGAAGUUUGCAGCCAGAAGAAAAUGGAAACAAUCCGUCCGACUCAUCUCCUUAUGCAACCGUCUGUCCCGCUCCUUCCUGUCCAGAAGCAACAUAAGUGUGGCACGCAGCGAUGACACGCUGGAUGAGGAAGACUCCUUUGUGAUGAAGGCCAUCAUCCACGCCAUCAACGACGACAACGUGCCCGGGCUGCAGCACCUGCUCGGCUCUUUGAACAGCUACGACGUCAACCAGCCCAACAAGCAUGGGACUCCUCCCCUCCUCAUCGCGGCCGGCUGUGGCAACAUUCAGAUCAUCGAGGUGCUGAUGAGGAAAGGUGCAGAGAUCCAGGCCCAUGACAAGAGCGGAGCCAACGCUAUCUACUACGCAGCAAGACACGGCCACGUCGAGACCCUGAGAUUCCUCCAUGAAAAGAAAUGCCCUCUGGAUGUCCAAGAUAAGUCCGGGGAAACUUCUCUCCAUGUGGCGGCUCGCUAUGGCAAUGUGGAUGUUGUGAGCUACCUCUGCAGCAUCCGCGCCAACCCAGACCUGUCUGACAGAGAACAGGAGACCCCGCUGCAUUGCGCUGCGUGGCACGGAUACUCCACGGUGGCUCGCGCUCUGUGCCAGGCGGGCUGCAAUGUGGACGCAAAGAACCGUGAGGGGGAGAGUCCGCUGCUGACGGCGUCUGCUCGUGGAUUUGCGGACAUUGUGGAGUGCCUGGUGGAGCACAAGUCCAACCUAGAAGCAACUGACAAGGACGGCCACACGGCUCUCCACCUGGCCGUACGUAGGUGUCAGAUCGAUGUGGUCCGCUGCCUCCUCAGACACCACUGCCACCUGGAUCAGCAGGACCGCCACGGGAACACGCCGCUGCACAUCGCCUGUAAGGACGGAAACCUGCCUGUCGUCACAGCGAUCUGCAACGCUAAAGCCAGCCUUGACCUCCCCAACAAGUACGGCAGAACUCCUCUCCACCUCGCCGCCAACAACGGGAGCCUGGAGGUCGUCCGUCACCUCUGCCUGGCCGGAGCGAACAUCGAUGCUGUGACAAAUGAUGGAAAAACAGCAGAGGAUCUGGCGUACAAGGAUCAACACGAGCCCAUAGUUUCUUUAUUGGGCAAGCUGAAAAAGGACAACCACAAACUGAGCUACAUCCAGCAGCUGCGGCCCACUCAGACCGUACAGCCCCGGAUCAAGAUGAAGCUGUUCGGACACUCUGGAGCCGGGAAGAGCACGCUGCUGGAGUCUCUGAAAUGUGGCAUCCUGCGCAGCUUCUUCAGGAGGAAACGAACACGAAUGACCAACACGGCUCGCCACCCCAACUCCCCCAUCAGCUCCAAACCUGCAGUGUCCGUGAGCAUUUCCAACCUGUACCCGGGCUGUGAGAACGUGAGCGUGCGCAGUCGCAGCAUGAUGUUUGAGCCCAGCCUGACCAAAGGUGUUCUGGAGGUUUUCUCCCCCGUUCACAACGCUCUGUCUGCAGCCGACGAUCAGGCAACAAAGGCCAUCGACAUCCAGCACGCCAACAUCCACGGUGUUGGGGAUUUCAGCGUGUGGGAGUUUUCGGGGAACCCCGUGUAUUACUGCUCCUACGACUACUUCGCUGCAAACGACCCGACGGCUAUCCAUGUGGUGCUGUUCAGUCUGGAGGAGCCGUACGAGACUCAGCUGAGCCACAUCACCUGCUGGCUGAACCUGCUGAAGGCUCUGAUGCUGCCGCAGGAUAACAUCGCUUUUGGAGGCCGGAUCCAGCAGCCUCUCGUGGUCGUUCUGGUGGCGACACACGCUGACCUCGCUGACGUCCCCAGAGCUUUCUCUGGAGAGUUCAGCUACGACAAGGAGAAAGCUCUGCUCAAAGAAGUCAGGAACAGGUUCGGAGUGGACCUGCAGAUCAGCGAAAAACUGUUUGUGAUGGACGGUGGAGCCUCAAACUCCAGAGACGUUAAGCUGCUGAGGAGUCACCUGCAGGAACUCCGCACCAACAUCAUCUCUAGUUGCAGUCCCAUGACGCUGCUGUCCGAGCGUUUGCUGACCACCCUGCCGACCUGGAGGAAGCUGAGCGGUCCGAACCAGCUGACGUCAUGGCAGCAGUUUGUCCACGACGUCCAGGAGCACAUCAACCCUCUGGUCAGCCAGGAUCACCUGCGCACGCUGGCCCUGCAGCUGCACAGCAUGGGGGAGAUCAACAUCAUGCAGAGUGAGACGGUGCAGGAUGUGGUUCUCCUGGAGCCCCGCUGGCUCUGCAGCAAUGUGCUCGGCAAGCUGCUCUCUGUGGAGACGCCCAAGGCCAUCCACCACUACAGAGGGCGCUACAGGCUGGAGGAAGUGCAAGCUCUGGCUCCUGAAAGCGACGUCGACGAGCUGCUUCAGAUCCUGGACGCCAUGGAUGUCUGCGCCCGCGAUGCCUCCAACCCCUCCAUGGUGGACAUCCCCGCCCUCAUCAAGACCAACGGCCUCCACCGCUCCUGGACCGAAGAGGAGGAGGAGGAGUCACUGCUCUACGGAGGGGUCCGACUCGUCCCUGCCGAGCAUCUCACUCCCUUCCCGUGUGGCCUGUUUCACAAACUGCAGGUGAACCUGUGUCGCUGGAGCCACCAGCAGAAGCCAGAGGAGGAGGGCGGGGAGGAUUUUGACGGCGACAUCCACCUGUGGACAAACGGAGCUAAGGUGAGCCAGACAGGAGUGGAGGCCAUGAUCCUACUGGUCAACCACGGGCAGGGGUUGGAGAUUCAGGUGCGCGGGCAAGAUACACUGCGGGCCAAGUGCUACACCCUGCUGGACACCGUCUGCAGUAUCACAGAGAACCUGCUGGCCUCCACCCUCCCCGGACUGCUCACGGCUAAAUACUACCUGAGUCCUCAGCAGCUGCGGGAGCACCACGCGCCCAUCAUGAUCUACCAACCCAAAGACUUCUUCAGAGCUCAGGUUCAGAGAGAAACGUCCCUCACCAACACCAUGGGCGGCUACAGAGAGAGCUUCAGCAGCAUCCUGUCGUUCGGCUGUGCUGAGGUUUACCAGCAAGGGAUUCUGGGAACAGACGUCCACAUAUCAGAUGUCCCCCUGCUGGCUCGCAGGAAGCUCUGCCGCAUGCUGGACCCGCCCGAUGCUCUGGGGAAAGACUGGUGCCUGCUGGCCAUGAACCUCGGCCUCACAGACUUGGUGGCCAAACACAGUAAUGGGACUCCAAACGGCGCCCUUGAGUCAGACUCUGAAUCAGACUCCCAGCAGGCUUCACUGCAGCCGAGCCCGACGGCGGCUCUGCUGCAGGCGUGGAGCGGGCGGGCGGAGAGCACGGUGGGCGUGCUGAUGGCCAAACUGAGGGAGCUCGGCCGCAGAGACGCCGCCGACUUCCUGCUCAAAGCUUCUCCUGUCUUCAAGGUCAACAUGGAGGCGGUGAGCGGGGCAGCUAACGGCUACCCCCCCACCUGCAACGGGGGGACAUCAUACAACUCCAUCAGCUCUGUCAUAUCCCGCUGAACCGACCGGGGGUCAGCUUUCUGCCAAACGCCAGACGACCUGGCGAGAGGUUUCCCCUCACAGACUCGUGUGUUCAUGAACAUGAAGUGCAAUCGUUACCAGAGUCCAGCUGCUCGUUCUUAAAAAUUCUGGUCCAGAUGUUGUGUUUGUGCUCUCCACACCUGUACAGCAGACCUUUCCUUCCAUUAUGAAUGUCGUGAAAGAGCUCCAAAGAGGAAUCCAGUGCUUUUAUUUUUGUUCUUAAUCUUCGUCGUGCUGCUUCUGAACAUCCCCUCCUGCUCUACUGCACUCUGAGUCUCUCUCCCCUCACAGCUUCAGACGGAGGAGACACUUUGAAAGGAAUAGAAACAACGACUAAAGAUGGCCGCCUCAAUGAAAUCUGCUCUGUCACCUUAUUGAGGCCGCCAUCUUUCCCCCAUCCACAGUUCCAUAAAAGAGGAUCUCCCUCCCUGCUGUGUUACUGAGGUGAUAUCCGCUCAAUCAGCUUCAUGUUGAGUGAACGAACAGCAUUUGUCAGAGUGCCUUUGUGGCCUUCUACCUCCCUAAAGAGCACAAACAGUCUCGUUGUUAUAAAAGAGAAGUUCUUUGUAAACAUUUGAACAUUUGCUGUGCCUUGUGGACACUCGUACUCGUCGUAAAGCAAAUUUCAAUCAUGUGUAAUGAGGAAAAGGCCAUGUUACGUUAAAGCAGAGGCAGAGAAAGAAGCUCUGCUCUUGUUACAGGGUUUUUACACCGCGCUGAGAUUUCUGCUGCGUCGGUGUUUGAGGUUUGGAAGUGAGUGUUUUCUUCUGUCACGCUCGGUGAGGAGUCGGUUUCAUUGCUUUGUGGGAGCGGUGGGCGGAGUCAAAGGGAAACAUCAUCAUUCACGUGUGAUCGGUGCAUACGUGGCUUUAUACGGAUUAUUUCUUUACUGAUUCCACAACACGACAUUUUGAUUUUAUCGUCCCUUUUGCUCUAGAGAGAGUUAUGUCAUUUGGUUUGAAUUUAGGGGGCGUGUCCACUGACGCUGUUUUUUUGUGCUGGGAGCGCCCAUGACCUUGAGUUCAGAGCGCUUCUCACCAGCGUUUGCUGUUCCCCACUGCUCUCAGUGGUGAGUUUGUAUGCAUGUCAUCAAGAAACUGUAAAAACUGUUGAUAGAAAUCGUGUCAGAGCAUCAAUAGCAGCUCUAAACUUGGAAAUUGUACCUUGAAAAUUCAAGUGUGAUGACUUUUCUCCUCCGUACGGACCUCUGACAUUGCUGUUGACUAAGUUGAGAACAGAAGUCCCGCCCCUUCUUGCUUCUGAUUGGUCUGUGAUUCCAAAAGAUGAACUGUUUCCAACUGAGAGUGCUUGAAACGCUGAAUCAUUCGGUUUGAUGAGAAAAUAAGCGCUGCCAGUGCAAGAAACAGCGGCAUGGAUACGGCUGCUAUACUUCCUUGAAGGAGCUGCUCGUUUGUAACUGAGUAAAAAAACUAACUAGUUAAUAUUUGAAACUUUGCUCUCUGAUUAGCUGAAUGAAAGUGUCUCAACGUCAGGCACAUAUGGUUGAAUUCAGCUGUUUCAAAUUUGCAAUGGAUCCAAAGAUUUUGUGCGAUUAGAGGAAGAGAGAAGAAGCUGCAGAGAGCGAACUCAAGUCUGUUUGUACGAUUGAUUCAGUAUGGACACGACUCCUUCGUUAUGAUAGAGUGAGGAAGCUUUGGGGUCGAGGGAACAUCCGACCCAGAAACACCUUUUAUAUCUGAUCAUAUGUCAGUGUUGCUUUCAGCUAAUAAAUCUGUCCCAAUCAGGACCCAAAUAUACGUCACACAUUAUUAUACUUCAAUUAUUAUACUUCAAAAAUGGUGAACAACCAUCCAAAGACGUCGCCCACAGGAGUGAGACGCAGCAAAUAUCCCCAGUUUAAAGCUAAACCUGCUCACUCUUUGUCUGAGGCUCUUUAAAGUUGUUGCUGGUUACAUUCGGAUGAUCUUUUAACCAUUUGAUUUAACUGUUUCAACUAUUAAAGAACUCAAAGUGUUAAAUAUUUUCAGUUUGAACACAUGAAAUUAAUUUACAGCUGAAAGACAACGAGUUGAUGUAUCUGCUGCUCGGUUAAAACCUGCUAAGGAGUAAUGGGAUAAAAACAGGUUUUCUUUCUUUGUUUUGUAAGCUUUGCCAAAUUAUGAAAUGAUCAUUUAAAGGAAUCUUCCAAACAGUUUACAGUUUCACGUCACCUCCUGUCUUGAUGUUUUGGUUUUAUUGGGCCUAUAAGAUGAAAAGUGAGGUCACCCAAAGGGACCGUAAGCCAUCCUAACAGAGAAUUUCAGUGUCUUAUGGAGAGGUGUGAAGCUAAUAGGGUGUAAUGUUUAAAAUCAUGAGGGUGAAACAGGGUCCGAUUCAGCUCUCCCAAUCUGUGCGCUCACGCUGAUGACUCUGCCAAAUCUGACGAGUAAACACGUCCGUUUUUAAACUUUCUACUAAGCUGAGAAGUGAUUUAUAUGAAAACCAGCUCUGCACCUUUUUAAUGCUUCCUCGACGUGUUUCUGUGGAAGCGACCGUCCACAGGUUUGUAUUUCAAAGCGGUGGCGUGGACAAGCGUCUGCGUGGCUUCUCAUCUUCUUUCAGUUUGUCUUUGAAGCUUGGACGCUGGCUCGGUCAGUGGAAAAACUGGACCAUAGAAGGCGUUAAGUUUGAAGUAUUGUUGCUGAAAGAUGCCAAAGGCUACUGAUGACACAAAUAGAAGAAGCUUGUCUUGUAAACGUUGGAAAGGACCCUGAUCAAUCACAGAGCGUGACACUUUGUUUCACUCUGUUUCAGUAUUUCCUGUCUGCUUUACUUCCCCAGUGUUACCGUCUGUUCACACAGAUAAAACCAGACUUUCUUUCUGACACGCUUCACUUCUCUCUUGACAUUUGGUCUAAAAAUAAAGUUGCCAAUAAACACAGCAAACUUUCAGCUGUGAUGUAAAUACUAAACACCUUUUUCUGCAGCUCCCUCCUCGUUUUUUCUCUUGCUUUAAGCUUUUUCUUUGCCCCAAAAAGGUUUCCCCAACAAGGCAGAAUGAAUGUACGACACAUCGCUCUGAGGAAUAUGUAAAGAAGAAAAACAAGCGGUGAUAAAAACACGUGUACGGUAACAUCAUGUCUCCAGAACUGCUCAUUUGAUCUCUCAUGUUUCAUUGAACUAUGUUGAAGUUGUGUAUAAACAUCAUUGCCAAUGUUAGUGUGCCUAAAACACACGUACUCAUUCCUCUUGUAUCGCCUUGUACAGAACACGAGCCGAGACGUUCCACAAAGGGAAGUGAUUUCGUGUUUCUCCAGAAAAACAGACGUUAUGUUGUUUUUGUAAAAGCUGGAAAUCACUCUAUUAUUCUUAUCGCCUCUGUCUCCAUUUGGUGUCUUUUUGUUUCCUGGAUGGCUCUGACUGUGAGUCCGACCAAAACAAGUGGAAUUUAAAGAAGCUGUUGUUUGAAAAAGGAACAUUCGAUGAACUCGUCGUCGUUAGCUUUGAGUGAAUUUUCCUCCCUUUGAGACUCCGGUCUGAUCGCCACAUUGCACAAGUCUCUUUGUCGCUAUUUAUGUUACAUUAUUUCAGCAUGUCUUGGAAUGCCAUGUUCUUAGUACUUCUGACACUUUAUAGUGUAAAACAUUUUAUAAUAAAUUCUUUACCUAUUA
Messenger RNA from Notolabrus celidotus (New Zealand spotty), 8318 nucleotides. It is a transcript of the gene dapk1, whose product is annotated as death-associated protein kinase 1. The record is from RefSeq and is a predicted model, not a curated record. Bases 298 to 4686 code for a protein of 1462 amino acids. Gene Ontology annotation, molecular function: protein binding; ATP binding; protein serine/threonine kinase activity. The transcript is spliced from 26 exons. Lineage: Eukaryota; Metazoa; Chordata; Actinopteri; Labriformes; Labridae. Gene Ontology annotation, cellular component: nucleus; cytoplasm. Gene Ontology annotation, biological process: positive regulation of apoptotic process; intracellular signal transduction; protein phosphorylation.